AUGCUUGCUGCUGAACUUCGUGAAGCUCAACAACGUGCUGCUGCUCAAGCUGGUAAACGCAAUCAACGUCACGCUGCCCGUUCCCGUUCUCGAUCUAUUUCUAUCUCCAACGACACCACUCUUUCACAAAUUCAAUCUUCUCCUCUUCCUGUGAUUAUGGAAGCACAACAAUAUUCAAAGAUUAUUGAUACUAUCCCUGUUUUUUCUGGUAAUCCUCAUGGCAAUAUUCAUGAAUGGCUUGAUUUGGUGGUUUUAAAGUUUGAUAUGAUUGGUUAUACUGCCAUUCAAAAACGUCGAUUCAUUCCUCAAUAUCUCACUGGUGAUGCUCUUAAAUUGCAUUUGUCUCAUCGUGAUCAACUGCAAGGUUGGGACGAUUAUUGUGUUGCUCUUGUAGCUGCUUUUCCUCAUGUCGAAACUACAUCUCGUGACAUGAAUCUCAAACUGCUUCGUGAUCGUAAACAAGGAAUUACGGAAUCUUUUACAGAUUAUUAUACUGCUAUUUUUGCUCUCUGUUAUAAACAUGAUGAUGAAAUGACUGAUCUACAAAUUCUUGAUUGGCUCAAAGCUGGUAUGAAUCUCCAGUUGUAUGAACGUCUUCAAGGAGAAGAGUUUGUUACUCCUCAAGCUCUGCUACGUCGUGCUCAACGUGUUGAGCUUGAUACUGCUGUCCUUGAUGCUCGUAAACGAGAAUCCAAUCAUACUGUUCCUCGCAAUAAAUGGUUACCUACUGUUAAUCGAUCUUCUAACUGGGCUCCACCAUCAUUCUCCUCACCAUCUACAUUUCCACCAGCUUAUCCACCACUUAUACCUCCACCAAUACCCUAUGCUACUAAUAAUUUUCCACCACCUGCAGCAUCAUCCACAUUCUACUCUCCCAAUUUUGAUGCUGAUGUGACACCACGCUCUCGGCGCAUAGUGGGAGUUAAAACUAAUUUUUGA
This is a messenger RNA of Adineta ricciae, 939 nucleotides long. The record is from the annotation of a GenBank genome assembly. NCBI's taxonomy places the organism in Eukaryota, Metazoa, Rotifera, Eurotatoria, Adinetida, Adinetidae.